GAGCUGAGUAAAAGGGUCACAUCACACUUAAUCUUAGAAAUCCCUUUUACUCUGGAAGCAAUGAAGUGUUUCCAUAUCUUCAAGGACAGGAUUAGAACUAGGGAUUACUUCAAGGAUGAUAGAACUAGGACUAGGGAGCAAAGAUCGGAGCCAAUUCUGAAAGACCAGAGUAAAACUGAUAUGUCAGCGGCAGAUAGGGUGAUUAAGUCUUCAUGCUCGGCAGCUUCAUCACGCAGUAUUCCUGAAUUAUACGAGGAGAAGGCUCAAAACUUGAGGGUAUUUUCGUUUUUGGAGCUUAGACAAGCAACUAAUGGGUUCAAUAGGUUGCUUAAGAUUGGGGAAGGAGGGUUUGGGAGCGUCUACAAGGGUUCAAUCAAGCCUACGCAUGGAAAGGGAGACCCAAUUGUAGUUGCAAUUAAAAUGCUCAAUAAAGAUGGAUUUCAGGAUUUAAAGAGAAAGAAAAACACGGGCACGUCUGGCCCUAAGGAUGGUUUAAGAUGCCCAAUUUGGUUUCAAAGCAAUUGGGAUGUAGGAAGUGGGGAAAUUCAAUGUAGUAACAAAGCUUUAGGAGAUUCAAAAUGGGAAACAGUCAAGAGCACAUUAGAAAUGGUCAUAUAUCGAGAUUUUAAAACUUCAAAUGUGCUACUGGAUGAGGAUUUCAAGCCAAAGCUUUCAGACUUUGGGCUUGCCCGGGAGGGGCCGACAGAUGGGCAGACUCAUGUCUCAACAGCAGUGGUGGGAACAUAUGGAUAUGCCGCUCCGGACUACAUCCAGACUGGACAUCUGACAACCAAGAGUGAUGUAUGGAGUUUCGGUGUGGUGUUAUAUGAGAUCCUCACGGGGAGGCGCUCAUUGGAAAGAAACUACCCCAAAACAGAGCAGAAGCUUCUAGAGUGGGUGAAACAAUUCCCCGCAGAUAGUAAGAAGUUUCCCUUGAUAAUGGACCGAAGGCUCGAGAACCAGUUCUCUCUCAAUGCAGCUCGUAGAAUUGCCAGGUUGGCAGACUCGUGUUUAGUAAGAAAUGCAAAGGAGAGGCCGAUGAUGAGUCAAGUGGUGGAUUGGUUGAAGCAGAUAGUGCAGGUCUCGGAUGAAGAAGGCCCAUCUGAUAACGCCUGCAAUGAAGUUGAAGAUGACUUGGUUGACUCAGAAGAGAGCCCGAAACAAACAGGCCCAGUGGAAUCAGUGAAGAGGAGGGUGGCACAGUUGACAAAGUUGAGCGAGCAUAUCGGAGAAGUCGGAAGGAGUAAAUUUAUGGUCUUGCAGAGGACGAAGGGAAGAUAA
Messenger RNA from Thlaspi arvense, 1281 nucleotides. Lineage: Eukaryota; Viridiplantae; Streptophyta; Magnoliopsida; Brassicales; Brassicaceae. The record is from the annotation of a GenBank genome assembly.